Molecule: messenger RNA, 768 nt
Organism: Hirsutella rhossiliensis
Lineage: Eukaryota; Fungi; Ascomycota; Sordariomycetes; Hypocreales; Ophiocordycipitaceae
Product: aldehyde dehydrogenase family domain-containing protein
Exons: 3
Coding region: 1-768 (255 amino acids)
Molecular function (GO): aldehyde dehydrogenase (NAD+) activity
Source: RefSeq, a predicted model, not a curated record
AUGGAGUUUGAUAUGGCGCUCGAUUGGUUAUCGACCUUUGCCAACAUGGAAGUUAAGGACGAGAUCAUUGAUGACAACGAUGAACGAAAAGUGAUCCAGACUUUCCCUCCACUAGGAGUCUGUUGCGGCAUUGUCCCGUGGAACUGGCCUGUUCUGACGGGAAUCAGCAAACUAGGCCCGGCACUUAUAACCGGCAACACGAUCAUCAUUAAACCGUCGCCUUUUACGCCGUACUGCGAUCUAAAGCUCGGGGAGAUUGGCAUGCGAAUUUUUCCGCCGGGUGUCCUUCAAGUUCUCAGCGGAGGAGACGACCUAGGCCCAAUGCUUACCGAGCACACGGACAUCGAUAAGGUCAGCUUCACCGGUUCAAUUGCCACCGGGAAACUCGUAAUGCAGAGCUGCUCCAAGACACUGAAGCGCUUUACGUUGGAACUUGGCGGCAAUGACCCGGCAAUAGUCUGCGACGACGUCGAUAUUGACGUUGUUGUCCCAAAGAUCACCACCAUUGCAUUCCUGAACUCCGGUCAGAUUUGCAUGGUGAUAAAGCGGGUAUACGUCCACGAAAAGAUUUAUGACAAGUUUCGCGAGGCUAUGGUCGCGUUUGCGAAAACCAUCAAAGUCGGGGAUGGGUUUGAGCCGGAUGUCUUGGUGGGGCCAAUCCAGAACGCCAUGCAAUACGAAAGUGUCAAGGACAUGUAUUCUGAAGUCGGAAAACGCAAAUGGGGAGUAGCUCUGGAAGGAACGGCUAAGUGGCUCGAAAAGGAGUAA